CAAUCACCGUUUCUGGCACGAUGUGGUGAUCAUCAGCGAAUUCUGGUGUUGACUUGACUGAUUGUCAUCUCCGCAGAGGAUAUCAUAGCUCCCUUGUUCUCUACACAAUACACAACACCACCGACGGAUUGAUCGGAUUGAGUGAAGUCGCCUGUGUUCUCUUGGGCCAUGGAUGCAUUUGACAUCCACGGCAAUACAAAGUCAAAAAGAUGAACGCAGUCAGUAAGAUAGGCGCAGGAAUACUGGAUGUUAAACGAAACUUUCCAACACUGUCUCACCUCCCUGACACUGCUUUAAAAGCAGAGAUCGCCCGGCGGAAUGCACUUCGGGACGGAGAAUCAACAUGUGGUUCAAGGGAGCGGGGUGACUAUAACCUCUCGUCGCAUGUCAUGGCGUUAUUUCUCAUCCUCGUCUUGAGCACUUUAGGUAUAUAUACGGCCCUACUUCUAAUUAUCAAUUGCUGCUAAAUCAGAAUGUUCCUUCAGCGUGUUCAUUUCCAAUUCUAGCUCGUCGAUUUCCGCGCUUUCCGGUACCGCACCAUUUUCUCUUUAUUUCGAGACACUUCGGAACAGGAGUUCUAAUUGCUACUGCCUUCGUCCAUUUGCUUCCGACAGCGUUCGUCUCGCUCACAGAUCCCUGUCUUCCUCCAUUCUGGAAUGAAAGUUUCCCUGCUAUGGCUGGAUUUGUUGCCAUGGUCUCCGUUUUCGUUGUUAUUAGCGUUGAGAUGUUCUUUGCCUCUAAAGGAGCCGGGCAUGUACACGGGGCCGAAUAUCUCGGGCUUGUCGGUGACGAGUCCGAAAUAUCUACUGGGGAGCUGUACUACCCCAGGCUGACCCCGCAGCAUGUAGAAAGUGGUAUGCAUAUGGAGGAAAUGAGAGCGAACGGUGACGUCGCAACCCUGCCCAUCUCCACCUCAUCAGAAAGAUCCUUAUACCCUGAUAACCAAAGACAUUUGAGGAGUACAGGGUCAACAAAGGAGGAUAGCGAUACAGAGCUAGAGGAGUUGGAACCUUAUAUAAGUGGCGAUCCCUACUUUCAGCGACAUCGACACAGCGGCUCUCUUAAUCAUUCCAACAACUGCCAUCCGUCACAGGCCGAUGAACGCUCCCUCCAGGCGGAUUCUACUCUACAUAUUCAGAACCCGCAACGCCAGCUUCUUCAAUGUCUCCUUCUUGAGGCUGGCAUUCUCUUCCACAGCAUCUUCAUCGGGAUGGCUGUAAGCGUCGCGACGGGAACAUCUUUCAUCGUACUCCUGGUUGCAAUCUCUUUCCACCAGACCUUCGAAGGCUUUGCGCUCGGGUCGCGUAUUGCCUCGCUUAUCCCGGAUCUCUUUUCACCGUCUUCGAUAAGACCAUGGCUUAUGUCAUUGGCCUAUGGUACUACUACUCCGAUCGGACAAGCGCUAGGGUUGGUCUUGCAUAAUUUUUACGAUCCGGCCAGUUCCACUGGCCUGCUGAUGGUUGGCAUCACAAACGCCAUAAGCAGUGGGUUGUUGCUCUUUGCUGGGCUUGUAGAACUAUUAGCCGAAGAUUUCUUGAGUGAAUCAAGCUAUCAAACACUCCGAGGCAAGCGGCGGAUUCAAGCUUGUAUAGCCGUGGCAAGUGGAGCCGUAUUGAUGUCCUUUGUCGGCGCAUGGGCUUAAGAAAUAUAGAAUAGGGUUUGUCUUCACGGUGAAUUCUUAUUUGUUGUUCGUUUCUAGAUAGAGGAGAUUGCUCUUUUGGGAGGAGGAAUGUAUAACCCGCCAACCCUACGGACGUAGCCUUGCCACUUAUUUUACUGCUCAAUACUCCGUAUAUUAGACGGAUAUCCAUACCAUACAUUAUUUCUGUUGACAAGCGAAGUAUGGUGGGGAUUAUCACUGAGCACAUGCGUUAAACCAGAUUAUUUACCCUGAAAUUCCCACCAAGAUUAUAUUAGACGCCGUGGAACAGUUGGAACCGAAUUUCUUUAACGACUUUGAACAUAGAAUGGCAGAGCCCCAGGGGUAACUCUUAGAUGCAUGCAAUAGGGAUCCUAUCGUGAAGGUUGGAGGAG
This is a messenger RNA of Monascus purpureus, 2034 nucleotides long. Lineage: Eukaryota; Fungi; Ascomycota; Eurotiomycetes; Eurotiales; Aspergillaceae. The record is from the annotation of a GenBank genome assembly.